UGAAUAAAGUAAUUAAGACAUGUCUGAAAAAAAGUAAAUGAAGUCGGUGACUGACUUCGCCAAGACCAAUCUAUGGAUCAGAAUACGUACAGGAGGAAACCGUCUCCGAUCAGCACCACCACUGCCGGCGGUUCAAAUCCACGCCCUAGCUCCGAACUACUUCCGAUGAAGCUUCUCAGCUUUGGUACGAUGAAGCUCACCAGAACAUUCACAACUUGCUUGAUACUAUUCUCUGUGCUACUAGCAUUCUCCAUGAUCUUCCAUCACCACCCAUCUGAUCCGAAUCGGGUAAUGGGUUUCGCCGAGGCAAGAGUUCUCGAUGGCAGAGACUACUCCAAUGUCAGUACUACCAACGAUUCAAAUGAUUCAGAUAAACUUCUUGGAGGACUACUCGCCACAGGGUUUGAUGAAUCUUCUUGCCUCAGUAGAUACCAAUCACCACUUUACCGUAAACCUUCGCCUUACAAGCCAUCUCCUUACCUCGUCUCCAAGCUCAGAAGCUACGAAACGCUUCACAAGCGUUGCGGUCCUGGCACUGACUCUUACAAGAAAGCUUUAAACCAACUUCAUCAAGAAGACCACAUUGAUAACGACGGUGAAUGCAAAUACGUUGUGUGGGUUUCCUUCAGCGGGCUAGGCAACAGGAUACUCUCUCUAGCCUCGGUCUUUCUCUACGCGCUUUUGACGGAUAGAGUCUUGCUCGUAGACCGAGGGAAAGACAUGGCUGAUCUCUUCUGCGAGCCGUUUCCUGAUAUGUCCUGGUUACUGCCUCUAGAUUUCCCUCUGAGGGAUCAGUUUGAUGGGUUGAAUCAAGAGUCCUCUCGUUGCUACGGACACAUGCUCAAGAAUCAGGUGGUUGAUAACGAGAAGGCUUUGUCUCAUCUUUAUCUUCACCUUGUACAUGACUACGGAGAUCAUGAUAAGAUGUUCUUCUGCCAAGGAGACCAAACCUUUAUAGGGAAAGUCCCUUGGCUGGUCGUUAAAACAGACAACUACUUUGUUCCAUCUCUAUGGCUGAUCCCUGGUUUCGAUGAGGAGCUAGACAAGCUGUUCCCGGAGAAAGCGACGGUGUUUCACCACUUGGGUAGAUAUCUUUUCCACCCAACAAACCAAGUGUGGGGCUUGGUCACUAGGUACUACGAAGCUUACUUGUCACAAGCGGACGAGAAGAUUGGGAUCCAAGUAAGGGUUUUCGACGUGGGAGCAGGUCCUUUUCAGCACGUGAUGGAUCAGAUCUCAUCUUGUACUCAAAAAGAGAAGCUUCUACCUGAAGUAGACACGCUGGUGGAAAGCUCUCGCCGAGUAGAAAGAACCCCAAAACACAAAGCUGUCCUUGUCACAUCUCUGAACUCGGGGUACUCCGAGAAUCUGAAGAGUAUGUACUGGGAGUAUCCGACGUUAACAGGGGAAGUCAUCGGUGUUCAUCAGCCGAGCCAAGAAGGCUAUCAGCAGACGGAGAAGAAGAUGCACAACGGAAAGGCUCUUGCGGAAAUGUACCUUUUGAGUAUGACUGAUAGUCUUGUGACUAGUGCUUGGUCUACGUUUGGGUAUGUAGCUCAAGGUCUUGGUGGUUUGAAGCCUUGGAUACUCUAUAAACCCGAGAACAGAACAGCUCCUGAUCCUGCGUGUGGUCGGGCUAUGUCUAUGGAGCCUUGUUUCCACGCGCCUCCUUUCUAUGACUGUAAAGCUAAAGCGGGCAUAGACACGGGUAAACUAGUUCCUCAUGUGAGACAUUGUGAGGAUAUGAGCUGGGGACUUAAGCUAGUGUGAUAAAAAAAGUUUGGUUUUGGUUUUGGUUUUGGUUUAUACUGUUUUUGAUCAUAUUAUGUAACAAGCUCCCCUCUUUUUACAAUAAGAUCAUAUUUUAUAGAA
This is a messenger RNA of Raphanus sativus (radish), 1872 nucleotides long. RefSeq names its product galactoside 2-alpha-L-fucosyltransferase. The record is from RefSeq and is a predicted model, not a curated record. Gene Ontology annotation, molecular function: galactoside 2-alpha-L-fucosyltransferase activity. Gene Ontology annotation, biological process: xyloglucan biosynthetic process; cell wall biogenesis. The coding region runs from base 73 to 1770 and encodes 565 amino acids. Gene Ontology annotation, cellular component: Golgi apparatus; membrane. The transcript has 2 exons. Lineage: Eukaryota; Viridiplantae; Streptophyta; Magnoliopsida; Brassicales; Brassicaceae.